UUAACUAAAACUUGAAAAGAAGCUCUCAAAAUGGAACGUUGGCAAAAUAAAAUCGCUGUGGUAACCGGCGCCAGUUCCGGCAUUGGUGCUGCCACCUGUAAAGCCUUAGUGGAAAAGGGUAUGAUUGUUGUGGGUCUUGCCAGACGUGUAGACAAAAUGGAAUCACAAGUUAGACCAAGUAUCGCAGCUGAUAAACAACAAAAUUUCCAUUGUUACAAAUGUGAUGUGAGUGAGGAGCAAAGUGUUAAGGCAGCCUUUAGCUGGAUAGAACAAACAUUUGGAGGAGUUGAUGUCUUGGUAAAUAAUGCCGGCAUCUAUAAACAGACCACUUUGUUGGCCGAAAACAAUACCGAAGAUAUUACAAAUACCCUGAAUACAAAUGUUUUGGCUGUGGUUUGGUGUACCCGUGAGGCAUUUAAAAAUAUGAAGAAACGUCAGGUUGAUGGUCAUGUGGUUAUAAUGAAUAGUUUGACUGGUCAUUGUAUACCCAACAUAGCGGAUUUGCCAUUGAAUAUUUAUCCACCCAGUAAACAUGCCCUAACAGCUAUGACAGAGAUUUUGAGACAGGAAUUUUUGGCGAAUAAUACAAAAAUUAAAGUAACGAGUAUUAGUCCUGGUGCUGUUAAAACGCAUAUUGUCGACUUCCCUCCCGAGUUGCCUGUUUUAAAAAGUGAGGAUAUCGCCGAUGCUGUGGUGUAUUGCAUACAAACUCCCCCUCAUGUACAAAUUCAUGAAAUGAUUAUUAAACCAGUCGGUGAAGUUUUUUUUUGUGAUCCAAACGAACACAUUAACUUUUCCAAAAUGCAACGUUGGCAAAACAAAAUUGCUGUGGUAACUGGAGCUGGAUCUGGUAUUGGAGCAGCCACCUGUAAACUUCUUGUAGAAAAGGGUAUGAUUGUUGUGGGUCUUGAUAUACGUCUUGAUAAAAUGGAAACGCAAGUGAAAUCCUCUCUGAACACAGCACAACAGCAUAAUUUCCACUGUCUUAAGUGUGAUGUUAGAGACGAGGCGAAUGUCAAGGAAACUUUUGCUCUCAUAGAAAAACAAUUUGGUGGUGUUGAUGUGUUCGUCAAUAAUGCUGGUAUUAUACGACAGAAACCUUUGCUCAGUUCAAAUAAUUCCGAAGACAUUAGAAAUACCAUUGACACAAAUGUCUUGGCUGUUGUUUGGUGCACCCGUGAAGCAUUUCAAAGCAUGAAGAAACGUAAUGUAGAUGGUCACAUAACAAUUGUCAAUAGUAUUUGUGGUCGUAUAGUGCCAAAUUUACCGGGACAAAGUAUGAAUAUCUAUCCAGCCUCGAAGCAUGCUGUUACCGCCAUGGUGGAAGUGCUGAGACAGGAACUUCUAGCUCAGGGUACUAAAAUAAGAAUUGCGAGCGUUAGUCCUGGUGCUUGUCGUACUGGUAUUUUGGGUGAUGAUAUUGAAUAUCCAUCUUAUAUACCCGCCCUCAAUAGCGAAGAUGUUGCCGAUGCCAUUGUUUUUGGUAUACAAUCACCUGCUCAUGUUCAAAUACAUGAUUUAUUUAUACGUCCCCUGGGAUUUGAUUAUUGAAUUCUAGAGUUUGUUUAGAUGAAGGCAACGUAUUUAUGUUUUUUGUGUAACUUUUUAUGGAAUAUUAAUGUGUG
Messenger RNA from Calliphora vicina (urban bluebottle blowfly), 1625 nucleotides. RefSeq lists its product as uncharacterized. The coding region runs from base 31 to 1551 and encodes 506 amino acids. The record is from RefSeq and is a predicted model, not a curated record. The transcript is spliced from 4 exons. NCBI's taxonomy places the organism in Eukaryota, Metazoa, Arthropoda, Insecta, Diptera, Calliphoridae.